AUGGCUUCGGUGGGGCCUCCCCGAAGCACCCCAGCCUCAGAGCGCUCUACUGGGGCGCGGACCACAGGCCAGGAACCCCCUGUCCACACACGGUGGGGGAGACCGAACGGCAAGCCAGUGGCUGAGAGCUCACCGUCACCGGAGCCCCGAGCAAGAGAGAGGAACUUCAGUCCCGAGGUGACAAGGCCCCCUGGGGCCCCGGGGUCCAGGAGCAGGGACAGGACAGUUCACAGAACCGCCCAGGAAAUCGAGGCCAAGGACAUCGCUGAAGCCAACAUUUGCUUUGAGUUUCUGCGGCCGCUGGCAACGAGCAGGACACUGAUGGCACCUGGCAGAGGCUGCUUGGUCCUGGCCAUUCUGCUGCCACUUGUGUGCAUCCAACUCGGUGGGUGCAUGCAAAUCGUCAGUUCCUUCUCCCAGAAAGGGAAGCAAUUACAGUUGAUCUGCACUUUGCAGCAUACGGAAGAGGCUGAGGGUGUGACAGUGUUUUUGUGCAAGAACAGGUCUUUGGACUGCUCCCCUGAGACCAGCCUGAUGCAACUGCGACUUCAGCGGGAUCCUGGGGGUGACGGUGUCCGCGAAAGACUGUCUCGGCUGGUGUUCACCGUAAACCUCACAACAUCGGACAGCGGGACCUAUCAGUGCUGUGCCGUAAGCCAGAAGCCAGAUAUCCGCCUUCAGGGCCACUUUUUCUCUGUUUUAGUCACAGAGACAGGGUACUACACAGUCAAAGGAUUGAAGCAAACCGAACACCCCAAGUUCAGUCACAGUCCACGCACUACCGGUUCAGGCUUCCUGCAAAAGAUCUGGCUGAUGCUGGUCACCAGCAUGCUGGUCCUUCAAGCUUUGUAAGCCUGUGCCAGAAACUUAAAAAAAAAGAAAAGUUACAGCAAGAUGAACCUGACACUCUGUAGCUUGCUGCCCUUCACGUUGCCACAUACAGAGAAGAAAACAGCAGAGGGAAAGAGAUGCUAACCAUGCCAAGAAUCCGGAGAACCGAAGGUGGGGCAAAUGAACGCAUUCCUUGACCUCCUCUUCUCACUGCCAGACCAAAUCUUUCUUCCCAGCCCUGUCGCCACUUAAAAGAACAGCUGUUACAAAAGUGGCUGGUGUACAGUUCUCACUCAAACAUCGGAAAAGUAUAUGUGGUUUUGUGCCCAAGAAAAACGUUUUCCUCCCCCUUCCUCCAACAUAGUAAACACACAAACCAAACAAAAUGAGAACACCAAUUUUUAUGGAAGAAAUGUUUAUUCAACACUGGAAAGAAGAGCGAAGAAACAGGCAAAGAUAGGUAGGAGAAGAAAGCCAGAGCUGGUGACAGACUCGGCACGAAACUGAAGAAAGAAAGAAACCUUGGCAUUGGGCAGCACCCCCACUGAGCAGCAGCCAGGAGAAGCAGCAGCUGUGUGCCAAGCCCACAGAGCACAACUGCCGGGCUUCCACCAAGUAUCUGUCCGUCUUUUUGGUCACAUCUCUUUUAAAUAAAUGCCCAAAGCAGCCUUGGCUUUUCUCAAGUCACAUGUCCUCUGGUCUUUCUCUUUGGGCAGAUGACCUCCUGUCCUAGCUAAGCAAGGAGUGGGGGAGGUGGCUGGGGGGACUGCAGGAUAUUCCUGACAGGAGGA
Hyaena hyaena (striped hyena) is the source of this 1622-nucleotide messenger RNA. It is a transcript of the gene CD160, whose product is annotated as CD160 molecule. Gene Ontology annotation, molecular function: transmembrane signaling receptor activity. Gene Ontology annotation, biological process: regulation of adaptive immune response. The record is from RefSeq and is a predicted model, not a curated record. Lineage: Eukaryota; Metazoa; Chordata; Mammalia; Carnivora; Hyaenidae. Bases 1 to 852 code for a protein of 283 amino acids. Gene Ontology annotation, cellular component: plasma membrane. The transcript is spliced from 6 exons.